CACAUUUCCUGUAUUUCCGGCUGUCUACUGGAUCGUGUAGCAUGUAUCUAACUUACCUCAGGUUGAGACGUGGAUGCUGUCUUUCAGCAAGUAGCUAACUUUACUGUUUUUUUUAUUAUGAAAAGAGAGAAUUCAGUAAAUUAUUCAAUGCUACCGUGGACGGCUGGUUGAACAUUCAAGGACUUCAUAACAUUACGAGCUGCAGAAAACCGGAAGUACGUUCCUCCAAAAUAAAACAUGGAUAUCAAAGUGGCUGUGAGUUGCACUCUGCUGUACAUCCUCCUGGACGUGGUUGUCACCACUGUCCUAUACACACAUGGAUCACACUUACGCAUAUUCAAAAGGGAUUUACUGAACUUUAACAUCCUCCAGUCACCACUGGACCUCUGGGGGAUGGUACUGCUCAGAACCUCCCUGCUGCUGGGAGCCUCUAUAGGUGUGUCAUGGAAUAGAGAAGAUGGCCCACCAAGGGUGGCUAAACUGACCACCCUCAUCCUCUUCAUUAGUCUGACUAUCAUCAGCUAUACCCUGGCCAAGCUGCUGAUGGUGAUUGAGCUGGAGCCUUUGACCAAGAAGCCCUGGUUCCUCAGCCUCAUAUGCUGGACUUGUGCCUCCUCUCUGGGUGUCAUGCUGCCAUGGGGUCUGCUGGGGAAGGACUUCAAACCGGCAAGAAGUUGCAACAGUGGCGGUGGAGAGGGCUCGGAGGACACUGAAAAGCUGAUGGAGACAGCUGGUGAGGAGGAGCAGGAGGUAGGAUGUGAGAGGAAGAAAGAGGAGGAGGGAAACCAGGAGAAGGACAAGACAAGUUCUGGGGCAACACUGGGACGUCUUCUGUCAUACUGCAAAAAGGAUGGUGGGCUGCUGGCCAUAGCCACCCUCUUCCUCAUCAUUUCUGCUGUGUGUGAGGUCUUCAUACCCUACUACUAUGGAGAAGCAAUAGACAGCAUCGUGGUUCACCAGAGCAUGGGAUAUCUUACUAAGCCUGUGGCCACGCUGGCAGCACUGGCCUUUGCCAGCUCACUCGCAAUGGGAGUUCGUGGAGGAGUCUUCACACUGACGUUUGCGAGACUAAACCUUCGGCUCAGGAACCAUCUCUUCAGAACUCUGAUGAGGCAGGAAAUUGGCUUUUUUGAUGAAAACCAUACAGGUGACAUUAUUUCACGUCUGUCAGCUGACACCACUCAGGUGAGUGACCUCAUCUCCCAAAAUAUUAACAUCUUCCUGCGAAGCGCCAUCAAGGGUGUUGGCCAUUUCAUCUUCAUGUGUGGGCUGUCCUGGAGGCUCACCAUGGUGACCGUCAUGGGAUUCCCUUUCAUCACUCUGGUCUCUAAAGUUUAUGGUGAUUACUACAAGAAAUUAGCCAAAGAUGUGCAAACAACCCUUGCAGAGGCCAAUAAAGUUGCAGAAGAAACCAUUUCAGCCAUGAGGACAGUACGGAGCUUUGCCAGUGAGCUCAAAGAGGCUGACUCCUACUACGCCAAGCUUUUGCUCAUGUUCCGGCUCAACAAAAAGCAGGCGCUGGCUUAUGCUUGCUACGUCUGGUGCAGUUCUAUCUCUGAGCUUGCUUUAGAGGUUGCUGUCCUCUACUAUGGCGGCCACCUCGUAGUAACCCAUCAGAUGAGUAGUGGUUCCUUGAUAUCGUUCUUCAUAUACGUGCUUGAAUUAGGGGAAUGCCUCGAGAAUAUAGCAUCAGUGUACACGGGUCUCAUGCAGGGAGUUGGAGCUGCUGAGAAGGUUUUUGAAUAUCUGGACAGGAAGCCCAAACACCCAGCUAAUGGCACAGAGGCUCCAGGCACAUGCACCGGCCUGGUUGAAUUUAAAGACAUCACCUUUGCGUACCCAACACGCCCUGAGGUUGACAUUCUCAAGGGUGUGUCAUUCACUCUGCAGCCUGGGAAGGUGACUGCCCUAGUGGGACCUUCAGGUAGUGGAAAGAGCUCCUGUGUGAGUCUGCUGGAAAACUUCUAUCGUCCUCAGCAAGGCCAAGUGCUGCUGGAUGGAAAGCCAGUCCACACCUUGCAGCAUGACUACCUCCACUCCAAGAUCUCUCUUGUGAGCCAAGAGCCUGUGCUGUUUGCCCGGACAGUGGAGGAGAACAUCACCUAUGGCCUGACCAACAUCCCCAUGGAGGCUGUGAUGCAGGCCGCCACCAAGUCUAAUGCUCACGAUUUUAUCACCGUCCUUCCUAAAGGCUAUGAGACAAGUGUUGGAGAGAAGGGCACUCAGUUGUCAGGGGGCCAGAAACAAAGGGUGGCCAUUGCAAGAGCUCUCAUCCGCAACCCUCGUGUUCUUAUCCUGGACGAGGCGACCAGCGCCCUGGAUGCAGAGAGUGAGCACGCCGUUCAGCAGGCUCUGAACAACAUCAUGCAUGAGCACACGGUGUUGGUGAUCGCCCAUCGGCUCAGCACAGUGGAGAAGGCAGACAAUAUCAUUGUGAUUGACAGGGGACAUGUGGCUGAACGGGGGUCUCAUAGUCAGCUGAUGGCCAACGGAGGGCUGUACAGCAAGCUGGUGCAGAGGCAGCUCCUAGGCAUGGAGACCAGGGUGGAGGUCCUCAACCCGCCUGAAAACCUCAAGUGGAAGUCUGAUGGUUGUAGGCAGCGACGACUGAGCAGCAGCAGCGCCAGUGAGUCUGAGUGCAACAUGCGCUACUGACAACAAACUGCAGUGUGUAGAAAUGGGAUUGGACUGCUGGAUGUUUUUGAAUAACAUUUGUGGAUAUUUGGGGAUUCAAACCAUAUGUACUGUAGACAAUAUUUUAUGCAGAUAUUUACUUGCCUAAACUCAUUUUCAUGCAUAGAGCAGAAAAGAUGCUCUAAAAGAAUGUAGACUACAGGAAAUACUCCACCAAAAUCCAGGAUCUUGACAGGAUCCUUUAUAAGAUAAUCCUUUAUUAGUCCCAUAACUGGGAAAUUACAGAAUGCGGAAUGUGGAAUUUUAAUGUGGAAUUUGAUGAAGUUGUCAUGUCAGAGUCAGUUCAGACUAAGAUCUACUUCUAGAUCUAUGCUUCUCCGAAGGAAUGGGAUGGUUUUGCACAGAAAAUCCAAAGGAUGUGACAUUUAGUGUGUGUCCCUGAGUGCCUUCCCUCUUCAUCUCCCCCACAGCAACCGCAGUGUGCAGCACCAGCUAACAUUAGCUUAGAAAUUUAGUCUACAAACACAACAAAUCACCGGCAAGUGCAACACAAAGUGCAUGUAAGCACAAAAAAAGUUUUAUCUGUUAAAGCCUAUCUUGCCAGACAGGAAUGUCACCAACAUCGGGAAAAUACUAAGGUCAGCUUCAGCAGGAGUCUCAGUUCAAACUAUAAUAACAGUGUAACAUUGCCUACUUCAUCUUCUUACAUCAUCCUGACCAAUCACGUUCAGUCUUGUGUAUGUCAUGUCACAGUUUUGGCGCAUUUCCAGUUUGAGCACAUACUCAAGCGUGAGCAACAGGAUGCUGUCUGCAGUUCACUCAAUGGCCAACAGUGUCAUUAAAAAAAUUCCACAUAGCAUCUUUAAAAAUAAGAUAAAUUAAAAGAUGUUGUGUUCCCUUUCAAAGCUGUUCAAUCAUAUCGUUUGUAAUUAAAUAAAUAGGCAUUAGAAUGACUACAGUGCAUUCUGCUGAUCUGAAUGCACUCUAGAAAACUGAUUGUGGUGGUGAAGAUCAGUUAAUGACACUAGAUGUAUUUGCAAUGUAUUUAUAAUGUAACCGUAUAGAUCACUACAAAUGAAAAACAUGUAAUGAACAUUAUAAAAAUAUACUGCGUGUUGGCCUGAAAA
Molecule: messenger RNA, 3761 nt
Organism: Scatophagus argus
Lineage: Eukaryota; Metazoa; Chordata; Actinopteri; Scatophagidae
Gene: abcb9
Product: ATP-binding cassette, sub-family B (MDR/TAP), member 9
Exons: 13
Coding region: 238-2655 (805 amino acids)
Biological process (GO): transmembrane transport
Cellular component (GO): membrane
Molecular function (GO): ATP hydrolysis activity; ABC-type oligopeptide transporter activity; ATP binding
Source: RefSeq, a predicted model, not a curated record